UCCAAUUCUAUGUUUCUCUGUGGCUCCUAUAGUCCUAUUAACCAAAAGAAUUUGCGAUUCUUGUUCAUGUCUUAUCGUCAUCCCCAAACUGUAUUUACCAGCUACUUGGUUAUCUCAUGGCGUUCGAGGGUUUGGACCUACAUGGGCUUUUUGCCGGUCACCUGAGAAUAAACACAUUCAGGUUAAUGGUUUUGAUUCUGGAUCUCAUCUUUUCGAGAGAGCAAUUCGGACGAUAGGCGGUUUUACAUAUUUACUGCUACAAAGACACUUCAGCUGAGGACUAAUUCAAAGCAAGAAAGGGAGGCCUGGAUAGAAGCUUUGGUUUCUACAAGAAGUCUUUUUUCAUUGAGACCAUUGAAUGCUAAUCUCUCCCUUGUACGGAAACAUAUAUCUCUAUCAACUGCGAGGCUAAAGAAACGAUUGCUUGAAGAGGGUAUCAGUGAUGUACUUGUUAACGACUGCGAGCAGAUCAUGCUCUCAGAAUUUUCAGAAAUACAAGGUCAAUUCAAUGUUCUUUGCAACGAGCGCUCUAAUUUGCUUGACACAUUAAGACAGUUGGAGGCGGCUAAUAUUGAAGUUGAAGCCUCUGGAGUUCAUGAUGGUGGAUACCGAUUGACGAAGCAUGGAUUUUCAAAUCUAGGGCAUGGGAAAUAUAGCGAAUGCGGCACAACUGAGUCAUCUGAUGAUGUUGAGAAGCAAGAGCUUGAAGAAGUUUCAGAUGAAGAGGAAUCUUGCUUCUUUGAGACAAAAGAAUAUUUUUCUGAAUCAACUAUUAGUUGGGGGUCUCUAGGUGCUGAUCACAUGCAUAAGUGUGUGGACCUGGAAAAUCAAACUGAUCAUAUGAAUGAAAUGAAUGCUAAGAAGGAUCUUGUUGAGACAAGGUACCCACAAAUUGAAAGGCGAAAGAAGCUUCCGGAUCCAGUUGAGAAAGAAAAAGCGGUCAGUCUUUGGUCUGUUAUCAAAGACAACAUUGGAAAGGAUCUCACACGCAUCUGUCUUCCUGUGUACUUUAAUGAGCCGAUAUCAUCCCUCCAAAAAUGUUUUGAAGACUUGGAGUACUCUUACCUUUUAGAUCGGGCAUAUGCGCAUGGAAAAGCGGAGAAAAGCCUUUUAAGAGUUUUGAAUGUUGCCGCCUUUGCCGUCUCCGGAUAUGCCUCAACUGACGGUCGGCACUGCAAACCCUUCAAUCCUUUGCUAGGGGAAACUUAUGAAGCUGACUAUCCUGAGAAAGGGAUUCGCUUCUUCUCUGAAAAGGUUAGUCACCACCCGACUGUCAUUGCCGGCCACAGUGAAGGUAAAGGGUGGAAAUUCUGGGGAGAUAGCAAUCUGAAAACAAGAUUUCGUGGGGGAUCAAUUCAUCUUGACCCUGUUGGACCUCUAACCGUAGAGUUCGAUGAUGGUGAGAUUUUCCAGUGGAGCAAGGUCACAACCACCAUUUAUAAUCUUAUACUUGGUAAAGUAUACUGUGGCCACCAUGGAUUGAUGCAUAUCCGUGGUAAUCGCCAAUAUUCAUGCAAAGUUAAGUUCAAAGAGCAGUCUAUUAUGGAACGAAAUCCUCACCAGGUUCAUGGAUUUGUUGAAGAUGUCGUGGGGAAAAAAGUUGCCACAUUAUUUGGGAAGUGGGAUGAUAGCAUGUACUAUGUGAAUGGAGACAAGGUCGACAAGGUGAAGGACUUGUCUGAUGCAUCUUUGUUGUGGGAAAGGAGUAAGCCUCCUCCUAAUCUCACUCGGUACAACUUGACGUCUUUUGCAAUCACACUAAAUGAACUCACGCCAGGACUGCAGGAGAAACUCCCACCUACGGAUUCAAGACUUAGACCGGACCAACGGUAUUUGGAGAAUGGAGAAUAUGACAAGGCAAAUGAAGAGAAACUACGAUUGGAGAGGCGGCAGAGGAUGUCUAGGAAGUUACAAGAUAAUGGGUGGAAACCACGAUGGUUCCAAAGAGAAGGUGAAGAUGGACCCUUCCGCUAUAUGGGUGGUUAUUGGGAAGCACGAGAGGAGGAAAAAUGGGAUGGAUGUGUAAAUAUAUUCGAUGAAUUGAAUGAAGACCUUGUUGAUUGCUCUGAAGGGUCCUAAUUUUCACAAAGGACCAAUAAAAAGCUUGAGGACUAUUGCAGAGCAGGCUUUGCACAUAUGUAGCUUAGUUUGUCACAAUUCUUAUUGGUCUGGUGGAUAUAAUUGUCUGAACCUGACAAAUAUCAAUCCGAGGGGACAUAAAAAUGAAGAAUCAAUCUUGUAAUUUGUCCAGGACUAUAAUUGUUACAUUUUGUAUUCUGCUUUGUAAGGUAGUCUAUUUGUAUAACUCCUCCAACUUUACUAGCCACUUGCUGAUCAUUUUAUUUGAUAAUUAUCUCUAUUUUAUUUAUUUAUAAAUGAAGGAAAAAUAUUU
Molecule: messenger RNA, 2392 nt
Organism: Ilex paraguariensis (yerba mate)
Lineage: Eukaryota; Viridiplantae; Streptophyta; Magnoliopsida; Aquifoliales; Aquifoliaceae
Source: the annotation of a GenBank genome assembly